Molecule: messenger RNA, 2101 nt
Organism: Rattus norvegicus (Norway rat)
Lineage: Eukaryota; Metazoa; Chordata; Mammalia; Rodentia; Muridae
Gene: Acp5
Product: acid phosphatase 5, tartrate resistant
Biological process (GO): bone resorption
Cellular component (GO): extracellular region; lysosome
Molecular function (GO): hydrolase activity; acid phosphatase activity
Source: RefSeq, a predicted model, not a curated record
AGGAUGGCUCUGCUCCGCCCCUCUGGGUCCCUCUCUGCCUAAAUUCCUCCUCUCCCCGAUCCUGAAGGCCUGUUUUACAGGUGGCUGUUAUCUGGCACAUAUAGCAGUCAAAUCCGCCCCUUCUUUCCCCCGCACGCCCCCAAACUCGCUGCUGGCAUGGAACCAGAGCCGCUCUGGUGCCAGGCAAGCCCUCCACCGCUGACCUGCCACCCUGCCUCCUUCUCGCCCCUUCUAAAAGACCGGGAGACCGAUUAGAGACAGCACACCUGACUAGGGAGCCCGGCUCAGUCCCUGGCUGAACCUCCCCAGCGCGGCCGCCAGAGGCUGCGAGCACCUCAAGAGUCGAAGGCGGGUGGUACUGAAAUCAGGUCCCGGGACCCCCCUCAACUCCUGGGACUCUGAAUCUUGGAAGGAAGACGCCAGGUAAUGGCUGAGGCAGGAUCGGGGCGGGGAAACCGAGGCACCCGCCCUCUGCAACUCUGGACUCAGUAGGGCAGGCAGGGAGCCGUGGGCGAAGGCUGGCCGGCGCCGCCUCUUCACAACUCGUGCAGCCCUGAGCGAACUGCCCGCGGAUCCGCAGCUCAGUUGGGUAGGCACAGCUUGUCCUGGAUCCUGCCAACCGCUAAGGUGCGAGCGGGGAUUCCAUAGCAAGCCCUCCGCUGGGUGACCCGGGGUGAGUCGCCGACCCUCUCUGAGCCUUUUUGCAAAGCACGGAACCAGGGAUUCCGGAUCCGCGCUGGCAGGGACGGGAGAGAUUGGUGGAGCUUCCUUGCCUCUUGCGUCCUCUAUGACCACCUGUGCUUCCUCCAGCAUGGAUACGUGGAUGGUGCUGCUGGGCCUGCAAAUCCUGCUGCUCCCACUCCUGGCUCACUGUACAGCCCCAGCUUCCACCCUGAGAUUCGUGGCUGUGGGUGACUGGGGAGGGGUCCCCAAUGCCCCAUUCCACACAGCCCGGGAAAUGGCCAAUGCUAAAGAAAUCGCCAGAACCGUGCAGAUUAUGGGCGCUGACUUCAUCAUGUCCCUGGGGGACAACUUCUACUUCACUGGAGUGCAUGACGCCAAUGACAAGAGGUUCCAGGAGACCUUUGAGGAUGUGUUCUCUGACCGUGCCCUCCGCAACAUCCCCUGGUACGUGCUGGCUGGAAACCAUGAUCACCUUGGCAAUGUCUCGGCACAAAUUGCCUACUCCAAGAUCUCCAAGCGCUGGAACUUCCCCAGCCCUUAUUACCGUUUGCGUUUCAAAGUUCCGCGGUCGAACAUCACCGUGGCCAUCUUUAUGCUGGACACCGUGAUGCUGUGUGGCAAUUCCGACGACUUUGUCAGCCAGCAGCCUGAAAUGCCCCGAGACCUGGGAGUGGCCCGCACUCAGCUGUCCUGGCUCAAAAAACAGUUGGCAGCAGCCAAGGAGGACUAUGUUUUGGUGGCCGGUCACUACCCCAUCUGGUCCAUCGCCGAGCACGGACCCACCCGCUGCCUGGUCAAGAACUUGAGGCCAUUGUUGGCUGCAUACGGGGUCACCGCCUACCUGUGUGGGCAUGACCACAACCUGCAGUAUCUUCAGGAUGAGAACGGUGUGGGCUAUGUGCUGAGUGGGGCCGGCAACUUCAUGGACCCUUCCGUGCGGCAUCAACGAAAGGUCCCCAACGGCUACCUACGCUUUCACUAUGGAUCUGAGGACUCUCUGGGUGGCUUCACAUACGUGGAGAUAGGCUCCAAAGAAAUGAGCAUCACGUAUGUGGAAGCCUCUGGAAAAUCACUCUUCAAGACCAGCCUCCCCAGGCGACCCAGACCCUGAAGACCUACAAGGGUCCUGCUUAUCCCCUAAUGGGUCUGAGGGAGGGAGCCUCUGCAAGCCUGAUGGGUGGGCCCUGUGAGGACCUCACCCACCAGCAGCUUUUUCUCUGCCCUGGUACUCUGGCAGAGUGGGAAGGGGGAACCACAGAGGCUUACAUAUAGGAAAGAAGUACACUCACACCAACUGGCCCCCACAGCCAGGCUUACCCUGUGGUUUUGGGGUAGACCUUUCUUGGGAGUGGGGCUUUCUUUUAAAUCAAGCAUCUCACUGUCACUGCUGUUCAAUAAAAACAAUAGUUGACAAGGC